GGAGGGGGCGCAUGCGCGCUGGCAGCCCGGCGGCCGUGCAACAAGAGGGCACAUGCGCAGAAGGGAGGGGGAGAGGUGGCGGCGCAUGCGCAGUGAGGAGGAAGCGGCGGGAUGGAGGCGGCGUUGGAGGUGACGGCGCGGUACUGCCGCAGCGAGCUGGAGCAGUACGGGCGCUGCGUGGCCGCCAGCCCGGCCUCGUGGCAGCGGGACUGCCACAGCCUCCGCCUCGGCAUCUCCCGCCCCAUCGUCAGGAGGAUCCGCAGCGACUGCGCCGAGCCCUUCGCCGCCUUCGAGAGGUGCCUGCAGGAGAACGAGGCCGCCGUGGGGAAGUGCAGCGAGCUCGUCGCCGCCUUCCUGCGCUGCGCCGAGCAGGUGAAGGUCGCCGCGUGAGGGGAUCCUCGGAAUGAAAGUUCAUCCUCAGGAGUGAAUGAAAACUCUUUCUGUGCUCUGGAGUCUCAUUCCAAUGCUCAGUUGGGUUGGUUCUCCCCUCUGACAAACCGAGUGCAGCCCUGUGAUGUGGUUCUCUUGGUGCUUGUCUUCAACAACCAGCUGGACUCUGACACGGCUGUCAGAGCAUUCCUGAUCUGCUGGUCCAUGUCUGCUGCUAACGCUGGGUUUUCUCUGCCGGUGCUCCAUGCCCUUAGCAACUCUGUAAGUAAAAAAAAUUACAGAGCUGUGCUGAACACCAAAGGAUCAGCGAGCAACCUGCAGAUGUACUUGAAUAGGAACCAAAAGCUAAAAUCAGCCUUUACCUCUUGUUCUGCAGCCUGUAUUUAUCAAUUUCUUUGAUAAUUAAGUAUUUUCCUUCGUCCCAAUAAAAAUCACUCCUGAAGACCAAA
This is a messenger RNA of Oxyura jamaicensis (ruddy duck), 839 nucleotides long. It is a transcript of the gene CHCHD5, whose product is annotated as coiled-coil-helix-coiled-coil-helix domain containing 5. The coding region runs from base 112 to 390 and encodes 92 amino acids. The record is from RefSeq and is a predicted model, not a curated record. The transcript has 5 exons. Lineage: Eukaryota; Metazoa; Chordata; Aves; Anseriformes; Anatidae.